Messenger RNA from Cuscuta campestris, 1334 nucleotides. The record is from the annotation of a GenBank genome assembly. Lineage: Eukaryota; Viridiplantae; Streptophyta; Magnoliopsida; Solanales; Convolvulaceae.
AAAACUCCUCCCAUAAAUUUAUACCAACAACUCAUUACCAAACUCUGUCCUUCUUGCUCCUAUCAUUUUUGCCACGGGAGUAUAUAUAUAAAUACCUCCGAUCAACUCAAUUUGGGUUAUUAUAACAACAAUGGAAGAUGCCACCAGCCCUCCUUCUAACACGUCAAAAAGGUACGCGGUUGUGUCAGGAGGAAACAAAGGGAUAGGGUUUGAGAUAUGCAAGCAAUUAGCAAGUCAAGGAGUCGUGGUUGUUUUGACUGCAAGAAGUGUGGAGAAGGGGAAAGAGGCAUUGGAGAAGCUAAAGGGAUAUUGUGAUGAUGGGUUUGUGGUUUUCCAUCAGCUUAAUGUUGUGGAUCCAUCCUCUGUCUCUUCACUUGUUCAUUUUGUUAAGGCCAAGUUUGGGAAGCUUGACAUUUUGGUAAAUAAUGCAGGAGUUAAUGGAGUUGUGGCCGAUGAAAAUGCUCUUAAGGCGUCAGUGGGAGGUCAAGUCAAUUGGGCGGAUAUUCUUGCCCACAAUAAUGAGCUGACUGAAGAAUGCAUCCAAAUAAAUUACUAUGGUGCAAAAAACACCACUCGAGCAUUUCUUCCUCUCCUCCAACUCUCCAAAUCUCCAAGAAUUGUUAAUGUCACCUCUGGUUUGGCACUACUUGAGAACAUACGUAACGAGUGGGCCAAAGGAGCGUUGGGCAACGGCGUCACAGAGGGCGGCGAUGAAAAGGCGGUGGAUGAAGUGGUGGAUAUGUUUUUAGAGGACUACAAAAAGGGCUGUUUCCGAGAAAAGGGAUGGCCUUCUUUCAUGCCAGCAUAUGUUGUCUCAAAAACAGCCAUGAAUGCAUAUUCAAGAAUCAUAUCACAAAAGUACCCUUCCUUUCAAGUCAAUUGUGUCUGCCCCGGCCACGUUAAAACAGACAUAACUUACAACACCGGACACCUGACCGCGGAAGAAGGAGCUUCAAAUGUCGUGCGGGUAGCUCUGCAACCGGAAAACGGACCUUCUGGCGUCUUCUUUGAUCGCCAAGAAAUUAUAUCGUUUUAAGAAAUGAAUUGCUGCAAUAAGAAUAAUGAUAUUAUUAAUUGCUUGUUUGUUUGUAUUACAUCACUAAUUAACAUGAAUAAUGAUGAAUAUCAACUCUUCCAAAAGCCUUCACAAAAUGAUUUAUCUUACCUAGAGCUACCCAUGCCACACUAGUAAUAGAAUAUUGUUAUGUAACUGGAACAUCCACAUCAAGUAAUUGUUAUUAGAGGCAAGCAUGCUUUAUUUGUGGAUUUAAGUGUAAUAUGAUUUUACUAGUGUGGCAUGGGUAGGUAAGAUUUAAAAAAAUGGUUGGUGUUAG